ACUGGGAGGCCAACGAGAUGGUUCUUGGCGCUUACUCGAACUCCGUGCGAGCCACGCUGCCCGACACCUCCGUCCGCCUCUACACCUGGAUGUCCGUCUGCCUCGGCCUCGACUUCGCGACCAACACCUUCGCCGGCGUCAUCGAUAGGGUGGCUACCUUCGGGAACCUGACGGAGGCCGAGAACGGGAAGAAACGCCACGUCCCCGGCGGAGGCACGCUCGUCAUCGCCCAAGAGCAGGACAAGGAAGGAGGCCUGUUCUCCAUCGGCCAGAUGUUCUCGGGGGACAUGGCCCAAAUGAGGAUGUUCGCCAGGGUUCUCAGCGAGGAGGAGAUGCUGAGUUACGUGAACUGCGACGAGACUCCUGAGGGCGACGUUCUCUUGGCCUCCUUCGAAAAUCUAGACGAGUGGGACAUUCUGGGCGAUGUGGAGGUGAAACUGGUGCCGGACGAAGUCUUGUGCGAGAAGAAAAAAAGGGAAUUCAUUGUACUUCCAGAGCAGAGGACAUUCUCCGAAGCCCAAAAGAUGUGUGAGAAGCUGAGUCUGCCUAUGGCUCUUCCGGAGAGCGAAGAGGAGAACAAUGACCUGUUCAAGCUAGCUGUCGACGUGGAGUCGCUGUGCCUGUCCUCAUACAGCACCAACGUCUGGAUCGGAGCUCAGGGAAACCUGGAAGCCGACGAAUGGCAGAACUUGAGGGAUGGGGCAAAGCUGACGUACGACAACCUUGACAAGCGUUACACUUACAUCACAGAGGCAAGUCGCUGCAUCUCUCAGGGCGGCUCCUUCUACCCGGGGAUCUGGUACUCCACUUUCUGUUCAAGGUUCAAGCCGUGCACAGCCUGCGAGAACGCCCCGAAAAGCUCCAUCAGAAUCAGAGGUCUCUGCAGGGACUCCCGCCUGGACAGGGAAAUACACGUCCAGGGCCUGAAGAACCAAAAGCCGAUGUUCCAGGGGACGUUCUACGCUAAUGUAUUCUGGGACAACUCCACCUGGGUGAUGACGAGCCGCCGGUAUCCCGACAUCAGGGCGCACAUGAAAAUUGCCUUCAUCGAUGACUAUCCCGUGGGCCUGCAGCGGUGGGAGGUGGACGGCGACGUCUGCCCAGACACCGAGAUGGAUCUCAUGAUGACGGUGUGCGGCGACGGGAGUUUCACCUGCAACGACGGCACCUGUGUCAAGAUCAGCCAGCGCUGCGACCUACAAGUGAACUGCGACGACAAGAGCGACGAGCACGAGUGCGACCGCGUGUACCUCGGCCUCGACUACGCGAAGCACAUCCCUCCGCCGCCGGCCAAGGGUGAAGAUCAUCUCAACAUCACCUUCGAUCUCACCAUCACCGCCGUCCGCACGCUGAGCCUCCUGGAGCAGAAGCUUGCUCUGGACGUCAUCAUCGUCCUGCAGUGGGUAGACUCCAGACUCCAGUACUUUAACCUUCAGGAGCAGCAGAGUAGGAACCUGGUGCAGGACAGGACUCAGAUGUGGCAGCCUCGCUUGGUCAUCACGGACGACACGGGCAGUCAGGUGGACUUCAACGAGCGCCGGGCUGCUCUGGUCGUCGUCAAGGAAUCUGAACCUCUUCCGGACGACGACACCAGAGUCAAAGAAGCCGCAAUAUAUCUCGGGAAGGACAACCGCCUCUCCCUACGUCAGGAGGUUACGAUCUCUCACCAGUGCCAGUUCGACCUGAGACGAUUCCCCUUUGACGAACAGCAAUGCGCUUUGACGUUCCAGAUGGGAGAAAUGGAGUCCCUCCUAGUCAAGCUGAGAAGAGGGGAGGAGGGCGUAGUGUACAAAGGCCCAAAGCAACUGCCAGAAUACAAGGUGAGCCAGGUGGUGAUGCAGGCCAUCUCGCGCAACGACACGGAGGGCCAGCUGGUGACCAUGACGCUGACCAACCUGUACCGCUACUACCUCGGCAACGCCUACGUCCCUUCGCUCCUCCUCGUGAUCAUCUGCUACUCCACCUUCUACUUCCGCGUGGAGGAGUUCGGCGACAGGAUCAUGGUGAGCAUCACGGCCAUGCUCGUGCUCGUGGCCCUCUUCUCCCAGACGUCGUCCACGAUCCCGAGGACGACCUACCUUAAGUACAUCGACGUGUGGUACAUGUUCUACAUCGUCCUCGACUUCAUCAUGAUCAUCCUGCUGGUGGUCAUCAACUAUGUGCGGUGGAACGUGAGCGAGAGCAGCCUGGCGGCGGCGACGACGGUGGUGGCGCCGAUGGUGGAUUCGCUGAUGAUGAAGAACCAGAGGGGCAGCUUGAAAGGGGGUCGGAGCCUCCCGCAGCUGCUGAACCUCGGCUGCUGCGUCCUCAUGCCCCUGAUUAACUCCGUCUUCACCUUCUGCUACGUGAUCAUAAGCAUUGGCUAUUGAGGGUGACGCGCGCGCGUCGGAAUAAUGACUGAAGGUGAAAGGCACUUGU
This is a messenger RNA of Penaeus chinensis, 2418 nucleotides long. RefSeq lists its product as uncharacterized. The record is from RefSeq and is a predicted model, not a curated record. NCBI's taxonomy places the organism in Eukaryota, Metazoa, Arthropoda, Malacostraca, Decapoda, Penaeidae. Gene Ontology annotation, biological process: regulation of membrane potential; signal transduction; nervous system process. Bases 18 to 2369 code for a protein of 783 amino acids. The transcript is spliced from 3 exons. Gene Ontology annotation, cellular component: membrane; synapse; neuron projection. Gene Ontology annotation, molecular function: extracellular ligand-gated monoatomic ion channel activity; neurotransmitter receptor activity; transmembrane signaling receptor activity.